AUUUACCCAGGGGAAAAAGGUGGGUGGGGGAGGGGACGGAUGCAAACUUUGAGAAGCCCGGAUCGUUCCCAGUGGAUCAGCUUGGGCCGCGUUGGGAGGCGGUAGUCUAACUUCGUCCCCGGGCCGGUAGUCGGAUAUGCCCACGUCGGGGGCCUGAAGGAAGGGGAUGAUGGACUCGCAAAGCGGGGCGCACUAACGCCGAAGGAUCACAGAAGCAAAGACAUUCACUCCCGGCUUCUCACAGCCCCCCCCAACCACCACGCGCGAAGAGGAAAGGGCGGCUGGGGCACCAGAUUCUUCCGACGGGCGCGCCCCUUGGCCGCUUUGACUGACUGUCUUGCCUUGCGGGCGGCUGUGAAGUUAGAAAUCUUGCCACCCUUCCAAAACUACUGUGAGUUCCUUCGUGUAGUACAGCUCGAGUGCAGCCACACCCUCCCUGUGCUUCCUGAUAGGGGAUGCAGGCUCCUAACUGAAUCUGUCUGCCAUUCCUAUACAGCAAAAGGCACCGCAAACGCAACGGCUGACACUAGACUUGUGGGGGGUUAUUACUGAACAUCCGUUGGACGAAAAUAAAUACAUCUCCUUAAAAUCUCAAAUCACCGAAAGAAAAACAAGGUGGAGAAAGCAAAAGUGAAGUCGCCUUGUGGGAGUUUUUUCUUUGAAUUCUGGCGGAAAUCUGCAACAUCAGCCCCCCAAACCAGAAGUGAAAUCUGAUUUUCUUUUUGUGUGCGCGCGCGUGAGGGGGGGAACAGAGGAAGAAUUUCUCCUUUUUUAAAAAAAAAUCAACGCCCCCCUCCCCACCCCGUUCCAGAUUCUCUCGUGGAAAGCGACAACAUCGGAGGAACAAAAUCCAACUCGAGGACAAGGAUUCCCGGCGAGAAGUUAAACCAAAACAGCGUCAUGUAUGGAGCCAGGAGGCGGUGGAGUUCCAGACUGAGGACAUGCACAUUGGGUUGUGCUGGGCAGACGGAUUAAGAGAGGGAGGAGUGCUCGUGUCUUUAUUUGAUUGUUUGGGCUGCAAGACCUCUGUUUGCGAAACCGGCGGCGAGGAACUGAGCUUGGCAUCGACUGCGAAUCCCCCUUUCCGUGGAGCAGGAGGGCGAAAUAAUUCGUUGAUUGUAAUAUUUUGUUGGAUUUUUGUUUUGCUUUCUUGGUUCACUGAGCCCUUUCCUUUCCGGUCAUUGAUGGGACGAUGAUGCGAGCGGACGGAGAUCCUGGGCUCAAUAGGAACGGUGCUGGUCUCCCAAGCGGCAUGCGAGAGGCCGCUCGGCACUAUGGCUAGUAGCGGCUCGGCCAAGUCAGGGGCGAGCGGUUCGGUUUCGGGCUCGGGUUCCCAGCAGCGGCGGAGACUGGUUUUCGUCUGCGACAUGUGCAAGAGCAAGAUGCAACUAGUGGCCGACCUGCUGCUGCUGUCCGGCGACAACCGCCCGGUGCACAGCGAGAGCCUGGCACCUGGGCCCGGCCAGUCCUUCGACAAGAUCCGGGACGCGGUGAUCGCCCGCACCAAGGGGCUCUCCAUCCUCACCCACGACCUGCAGAGCCAGCUCAACCUGGGCCGCUACGGCGAGGUGGCCGAGCGCCUGGCCGAGCUCAGCGAGCUGGUGGUGGCUCUGGUCGAGUGCUCGGCCCACGCCGCUUACCUGGCGGCGGCCGAAGCUCCGGGCUCGCAGGCGGCUGUGGCCGGUCUGGUGGACCGUUACCGGCUGCGGCGGGCCCGCCACGAGGUGGAGCAGAGCUGCGGGCUGCUGCGGACGGCGCCGGUGUCCGAGCUUACCCCGCCGCUGCUGCUCGAGGUGUCGCGGGGUCUAGCGAGGGGUCUCCGCGGGCUCACUGAAGCCUGCGCUCCGGCCGGCCGAGGCAGUGGGGACCGCUUCGCCCGCGACCAGCUCCGCCUCGGGGUCAAGUGCAUGAGCGCCAGCGCCGCGGCCCUGCUGGCCUGUGUGCGGGAGCUGAAGGCUCGGCCGGGUGAGGCUAGCCGGGCCCGCUGUGUGCUGUUCGGGGGCCCGCUGCUGCAGGCCGUGCACGCCCUGGUCGGCUUCGCCAGCGAGCCGCAGUUUGUGGGCCGGGCGGCGGCUCUGAGUGCCGAGGGCCGGGCCGUGCAGACCGCCGUGCUGGGCGGCGCCAUGAGCGUAGUGUCGGCCUCGGUGCUGCUCACCCAGUGCCUCCGGGACAUCGCGCUGCACUCGGACAGCAGCAAGGUGCCCGACUACCGGCAGCGCCUGCACCAUUCGGCCCUGGCCGUGUCUGACGGCUGUAACCUGCUGUCACAGGCGCUGCGGGAGAGAUCGUCUCCCCGGACCCUGCCUCCUCCCCCGCCCCUCAAUUGUCACUCUGUGAAUUAAUCCCCUCCUUGUGGCCCCUCUCCCGCUUUCAACCUCCCCACCCCCUCCUUGUCCCCAUCUCCCUCUUUCACACUGUCCCACCCCCUCCAUUCCCCCAACCCCCUCUAUAACCCCGUCAGUCUAUCCCUCUGCACCCCCAUCCCUCCUUCCUCCCCAUUUCCCCCAAUCCUUCCUCCCCAUGCCCCCAUCUCUCUCACUUCCCUAUAACCCCCACCCCCUUAUGCAAAAGACAUUGUUUCCCCCUCUUCAAUACCAAAGAAUCCUCGGGCACCGACCGCUGUGUUCUGUGUGUGGAAGUUUGGGUGGGUGGGUGUUCGUUUUCCUUUCCCCUUUGCUUUUGUUUUUGGACACUUGGCACCAGACCAGGCCCUUAGGCCCACCGUGCCUCUACUAGCUCUUUGACAGAGCUUCCUGACCCAGAGACAGACGGCUUUUACACUAACCCCCUGGGGGGAGGUUUCAAACCAAUCAGACCAAGACACAAUGAACUGAUGGAGGCUUUAAUCGUGCUGGGUGCGGUUGGGAUAGAAAGUCAGUGUCUUGGGGCUGUCCUAUUGUUUGUUACAGUGGGGCGAUUUUUUAAAAAAAGUGUCAAAUUGAGUCAAUUAACAUCAUGGUUUAGAAAGGGGACUUACCUCAGUUAACAGAGUGCACACACAAACACACAUUACCAGCGGGGUGGAAUGUAGCUCCGUCAUGUGUGAUCUAUGGAGUCAAAUGGUAAGAGAGAGAAGUGAGUCUGGUGUUAGCGAAAGGGAGUGUGCAGUUGUGAUCGUGAUCUUUUCACGUCUUGAUUUUUAAAAAGUUGGGAUAAAGCUGCUGUGAGUGUUUUUUUUUCCAGUUUUACACUAUUUGCCAGACGUGGAAGUCGAUGUCAAGUUUUCUUGCAUGUACUGGAGUAUUUAUUUCAACAUUAAAAUGUUAUGUUUCUCAUGAGAUUUUGUUAACUCUGUUUAGGAGGUUUUUUGUUCAAUAUUGUAUAGUCCAGUUAUAUAUCAGAGAACUUACUGUGAAAGGAAUAUCUGCAAAUACAAGGGACUUGUAUACAGA
Stegostoma tigrinum is the source of this 3392-nucleotide messenger RNA. It is a transcript of the gene tlnrd1, whose product is annotated as talin rod domain containing 1. Gene Ontology annotation, molecular function: actin binding. The transcript has a single exon. The record is from RefSeq and is a predicted model, not a curated record. The coding region runs from base 1275 to 2342 and encodes 355 amino acids. Lineage: Eukaryota; Metazoa; Chordata; Chondrichthyes; Orectolobiformes; Stegostomatidae.